Molecule: messenger RNA, 2967 nt
Organism: Hemibagrus wyckioides
Lineage: Eukaryota; Metazoa; Chordata; Actinopteri; Siluriformes; Bagridae
Gene: maco1b
Product: macoilin 1b
Exons: 11
Coding region: 396-2447 (683 amino acids)
Biological process (GO): neuronal signal transduction
Cellular component (GO): rough endoplasmic reticulum membrane
Source: RefSeq, a predicted model, not a curated record
UGUUGUUUUUUUCGUGACAAAACAGGCGCUGCUUAUAUUAGCUCGGCGCGUCGUAGCCAGCUCUAGCUAUCAAUCAAUCAAUGUGAUCGCGAGCCAGAGCGAGCACGGAGUUGAUUGGUUCGCGCGGUUGUCCGUCAAAUGGAUCGCGCGUGUCUUUGAGGCCGCCGUGCGUCGCGAGGAGAAAAAGAGGAGGGUCUUCCAGCGAGGCUUUUUAUUUAUUUCUUUGUUUCCAGUCGGGUGUAAAAAAAAUAAUAAUAAUAACAGCGAUAGCUAGCUAGCUAACCCUAGCUAGCUAUAUUAUUGCUGGGGGACUUCAAUGUUGUUCCGCUGGACCGAAACGAAAAACUGGACCAUAUUACGCUAGGUAUUAAAACGCCUAAGCGAAGGAAAGGAGGAUGAAGCGGCGCAAUGCGGACUGCAGCAAACUCCGGCGGCCGUUAAAACGGAACCGUAUCACCGAGGGCAUAUACGGCAGCACCUUCCUGUACCUGAAGUUCCUGGUGGUUUGGGCGCUGGUGCUGUUGGCCGACUUUGUGCUGGAGUUCCGGUUUGAGUACCUCUGGCCCUUCUGGCUCUUCAUCCGGAGCGUGUAUGACUCCUUCAGAUAUCAGGGCCUGGCUUUCUCAGUGUUCUUUGUGUGUGUGGCGUUUACAUCCGACAUCAUAUGCCUGCUCUUCAUCCCCGUGCAGUGGCUGUUCUUCGCCGCCAGCACGUACGUGUGGGUGCAGUAUGUCUGGCACACAGAAAGAGGAGUCUGCCUCCCUACCGUGUCCCUGUGGAUCCUCUUCGUUUAUAUCGAGGCGGCGAUACGAUUCAAAGAUCUGAAGGACUUCCACGUGGAUUUGUGUCGUCCCUUCGCAGCACACUGUAUCGGAUACCCGGUGGUGACGCUGGGCUUCGGCUUUAAGAGCUACGUGAGCUACAAGAUGCGUCUACGCAAACAGAAGGAGGUGCAGAAGGAGAACGAGUUCUACAUGCAGCUCCUCCAGCAGGCCCUGCCACCAGAACAGCAAAUGCUACAGAAACAAGAGAGAGAGGCAGAGGAGGCAGCUAAAAGUGCGCACGACGGCGACUCGCCCCCCGCAGCUCAGAACGGCUCCGCCGGAGGCAAGAAGCCCUCGUCGAAUACUUUACCGGAGCUGGAGUACCGCGAGAAAGAGCGAGGCAAGGGCGAGUCUAAGAAACAACAUAACCAGAACCAUCACAGCAGCAUCCUGCCUGUAGUGGACUAUAAUAAAGCACAGGAGCUGGAGUACAUGGAGAAUAAUGUGAACAGCAAGAGACUGAGCAGCUCCGAGCUGCUGGGCAGCACCGAGAACCUGCUUCUGAAGGAGGACACCUCUUCGUCGUCGUGCUCGUCCUCUUCCUCCAAUUCCACCUCUUCGAAAAAUCACAAAAACGCCAGCGUAGGUGGCGGAGUCGGGGGGAACUCGUCGCCCCGCGGCCACGGGACGGCCAACGGCAGCGUGCCCUCCUCGACAGGACCUUCCUCCUCAUCGGGGAAGGGUGAGAAGAAACAGAAGUGCGGAGGGAAAGGGGCGCACAAAGAUCCGACAGAUAACUGCAUCCCCAAUAACCAGCUCGGCAAGCCCGAGGCGCUGGUCAGACUGGAGCAGGACGUGAAGAAGCUGAAGGCUGAGCUGCAGGCGAGCAGGCAGACGGAGCAGGACCUGCGCAGCCAGCUGGGCUCUCUGGGCACAUCAGAACGCAGCGUCCGCUCCGAACUCAGCCAGCUCCGCCAGGACAACGAGCUCCUGCAGAACAAGCUCCACAAUGCUGUGCAGGCUAAACAAAAGGAUAAGCAGACGCUGGGGCAGCUGGAGAAGCGUCUGAAAGCAGAGCAGGAAGCACGAGCGGCUGCAGAGAGGCAGCUGGCAGAGGAGAAGAAACGGAAGAAGCUGGAGGAAGCCACUGCUGCCAGAGCUGUAGCCCUCGCAGCCGCAUCCAGAGGUGAGUGCACAGAGUCUCUAAGACGGAGGAUCUCCGAGUUGGAGACGGAGUGUAAGAAACUCACGCUGGACAUCAAAGUCAAAGAGGACUUGAUUCGUGAGCUUGAGCUCAAAGUCCAGGAGCUGCAUAAAUAUAAAGAGAAUGAGAAGGACACAGAGGUGUUGAUGUCUGCGCUGUCAGCCAUGCAGGAUAAGACCCAGCAUUUGGAGAACAGCUUGAGUGCAGAGACCAGAAUCAAACUGGACCUCUUCUCUGCCCUCGGAGACGCCAAACGCCAGCUGGAAAUCGCACAAGGUCAGAUCCUGCAGAAAGAUCAGGAGAUCAAAGAUCUGAAACAGAAGAUUGCCGAGGUGAUGGCGGUCAUGCCCAGCAUCGCUUACUCAACAGAUACCAGCAACAUGAACCCAGUCACCCCCCACUACUCCUCCAAGUUCAUGGACACCAGUCCGUCUGGCCUGGACCCCAACGCAUCCGUCUACCAGCCCCUGAAAAAAUGAAUGCCUGCGCCAGCUCACCAUACCAUCCAUCCAUCCAUCUCUCUCUCUCUCUCUCUCUCUCUCAUUUUCUUUCUCUUCACAGACCCAGACCUGAACCCUCUUCAAAAAUGUUUGGGGACGACGACUUCUUUUUUUUGGUUGUUGUUUUUUCUUCUACUGCUAUUUCUCGCCUGGUCAGAAGGAUGUCGUAUUGUGUGACUGUAUUUGUUGUAGUAAAAAAAACAAAACAAAAAAACAAGAACAAAAAAAAUAACUUUUAAGGGACAUCACCCACCGAGUAGGAAUCUGCUGUUGUUGGAAUUUAUUUUUUUUUCUUGUAAAUGUCUAGAAACCUCACAGACGUUGGCGUGCAUUUAUUUUUAUUUUUUUUUGUCUUUAGUGCAAAAAAAAAAAAAAAAAAAAGGCUCACACUUUUCUUUUCCUGUACAUUAUUAUUAUUGGCCUUAUUUUUUUAAUUUUUUGUGGAAAGGAGGGGACAAAGUCUCAGAUUUACACCAUUAGGAUUUUUUUUUUUUUUUUU